Molecule: messenger RNA, 3446 nt
Organism: Vidua macroura (Pin-tailed whydah)
Lineage: Eukaryota; Metazoa; Chordata; Aves; Passeriformes; Viduidae
Gene: OSGIN1
Product: oxidative stress induced growth inhibitor 1
Exons: 6
Coding region: 584-2083 (499 amino acids)
Source: RefSeq, a predicted model, not a curated record
AAAUUUAGCAAGCCAGAUCAAUUACUCCCUGAAUUGAGUAAGAUACCUGGGAUGACACCCCUGGUGGGUUCUGAGUUUUAUGCAAGCAGUUUGACUCAUUUUACUGCUAUUGUGCAAAAGGCUUAUAACACUUUAUCUCACUGAAGAAAAAGAAAUACAAACUGAAAUCAAUAUUUUCAGACCCACUACAUAUCUGUGUUGUCCUGAGGGUUAAAAAUGGAAAUAUUUGUUCAGUGCAGGACUUCUGACAGGCAUGGGUCCUGUAAGCCUGCUUUUGCUGUAGUCACAUUAGUCAGCUGAACAUUACUAAGGAAGUUUCACUACAUUCAUUCAGGCGCUGGGAAGGGAAAUAUUCCUGCUGACUCAUGCUUAUUGGUAUUUUCCUUGCUCCACCUCCAGUCAUUUUGGCUCCUCCUCUCCUCUCUUGCUGCUGGUUGCCUACUAUAUUUAAACAGCUGUCUUAGAGCAGAGAGAGGAUUCCAGGCUUGUAGUUUGGUUGGCUCUCCUGACUGUACAAUCACUUUCAUAAAGAUCCCACCUCUCAUCAGACCUGCUGCUAAAGCAGGUAGAUUCCAGAGCAUAAAUGCUUCCAGAUGGGAAGAUGUAUCCAUUAGUGACCAGACCCUCAAACAGGAGUGGGAUAAAGACACUGCCUGUUGUGAUCAUAGGGAAUGGACCUUCAGGAAUCUGUCUCUCAUACUUGCUGUCAGGUUACACCCCUUACUUCAAAAGACACUCUCUUCAUCCUAAUCCUAUUCUUCAGAGAAAACUGGAAGAGGCACCAGAAGUCUCUGUUUUGGACCAGGAUCUGGAGUAUCUCUCUGAAGGCUUGGAGGGACGAUCCCACAGCCCUGUGGCUCUUCUGUUUGAUACUCUGCAGCAUCCAGACACAGACUUUGGUGGGACAGCAGAAUCUGUGCUCACCUGGUGGCAUGAGCCUGACAGAGCCAUCCCCCACCUGGUCCUUGGCAGAAAUGCCCCUGGAGGUGCCUGGCACUCUAUAGAGGGCUCUAUGGUUACCCUGAGCAGAGGGGAAUGGAUGGGACUACCAGACCUCCCUUUCAAAGAAUGGUUAAAGCAAAAGAGAAGAGGCCUCAGAAACAAUAGAGCCACAGCAGAGGACAUUGCUCAAUAUUACCAACACUAUGUGAUGAAGAAAGGACUGCAGAAGAAUUUCAGAUGUGGCACUGUUGUGACCUCUGUGAGGAAAGUGAGUGCAGAGAGCAUCUCCAACCAUACCCAGAAAGAUCUUCAGGAGGAUAGUGACUCUCUCUGGAACUCAAAUGAAAAAAGUGCAGAGGUCUUUCAGGUGGAUGGAUUUUUCAAAACUGUGGAAGGUGAUAAAGAGCCCUUCUCUAUCUAUGCAGAGAAUGUGGUCUUGGCUACGGGAACAUACGACAAUCCUACCUGGCUUGGGGUCAAGGGAGAAAACCUUUCCUAUGUCCACCACCAGCUGUCUGCCCUAGAAGAAGCAGUGAAGAACAACAGUGUUGGCAUCAUGACAGAUCCAGUCUUGAUUGUAGGUGCUGGUCUGACAGCUGCUGAUGCGAUUCUCUUUGCUCACCAUUGCAACAUUCCAGUAAUCCACGUUUUUCGGAGACGAGUCACUGAUCCAGGCCUUAUUUUUAACCAGCUCCCCAAAACAAUGUACCCUGAAUACCACAAAGUCCAUCAGAUGAUGAAAGAACAGACAGCUGCCUGUGCUGGGCCCUAUGAGCACUACAUCAGCCUCCCUGAGCAUCACGUGCUCUCCUUUGGCAAGGACAGGAAAUGCAUCUUUCAAGACAAGAAUGGCUGUCAGAAAGCUUAUAAAAUUUCCAUGGCUCUUGUUCUAACUGGCUCAAACCCCAACCUCUCCUUUCUGCCAAAUGAUGGCAUUGACUUGGCAUUGGACAGUGACCAGCCAGUCAAUCCAAAGAGGAAUCCCAUAGAUGUUGAUCCAUUCACCUAUGAAUGCACUCAGGAGAAAGGGCUCUAUGCUCUGGGACCUCUAGCAGGAGAUAACUUUGUACGCUUUGUGCAGGGAGGGGCUCUGGCCGUUGCAAGCUCUCUGUUAAAGAAAGCCAACAAAAAUCCACCCUAACAAAAAACCCUAUCCCUGUACUACCUGUAGUAGGAUGGGUUAGUGCUUUUUCCAUCAAAUCAUCUGAUUUGUAUAUCCUCAAAUCUAAAGGCCAUUCCUGGUAUUCUUCAAGGUUAUAUGGAGAGAUAGUAAGUUCUUGCUGAGUUAUUUGAGAAGAUUAAGUAACCAAAUACAGGGUGGGUUCCACACACUGCAGUAUCUUCAGUGCCUGGGAAUUCAGCUCCUUUUCUGCAUAGCUGUGCAUAAUUACUGGGACUGAAGCUUGUGCCUGGAAAAACAAGGGGCAAGGAAUUGCUCUUCUAUCUAAAACCCUCCAGGUGACUGAAAAUUGGAUUGAGGAAUCAAUGUUAAUUAUUUUCAGAUAGCAGGCCCACAACACUGUCUGAUGGUGUCUUACAGUGUUUUGUCAUGAAACAAAGUAAACUGACCUGGUUUUAUUUACUCCUGUGGUUUGGCUGUAUGUUCUUGUUAGGCCAGAAAUCACUGCCAGGUGCUGCAGGUACUUCUUUGGCACAUGGAAGGAUACUCUGCAAGUAAGAACUGACAUACAAACACUCAAAACUGUAUUGUCUCACUGACACCAGCACAAGUAAUAUAUGACUCUUUUAAAAAAUCAAGAGAUUCCUGUGAUGGGUUCUUCUCCUUCCUGAGGAGAAAUGGUACUGAUUUGCAAAUACUUGGUCUGCCAUCUUGCAGCUUCCUACUCUCUAAAUCUUAAACCUGUGAUAGCCAAACUCUUGGCAGCUGCUGUAGAGACAAGCAGAACUAAAGGGGAGCUACAGGUCCAUCUUGGAACUGCCCACGUACUGUAUGGGGCUUCUGCUGCACAGAGGAUUCUGGAAAGGUGCAAUAUGUUAAAUACUGGGUGAAUUACUAAUGUAUUUUUUAAAAUAAUAUUAUUUGUAUAAGAGGGAAAAUGGCACAGUCACUUUUUGGUAGCUUUAUGCUAUAUAUAUAUAUAUUUAUAUAUAUGAACUUUUUAUACUGUUUUUUUUUAAAGAUUUUUAUUGGCAGAAUAUUUUGUUACAGUCUUUCAGUCUUCUGAAUGAGCUGGGGUAGAUGGCAGUGAUGCCUUAUGUUGUAAGCAGCAUUCUCAACAGAUCUACAGGGGCUUUCAUACCUCUCACAGGAAAAAAUUCAGUCAUAGCUAAUGUAAUUUGGUGUAAAUACAGACUCUGCUCCCUGUGCUGCACUGAAACUCACUGAUGUCAAAAGGCCCUGAAAAAUUGAGUGGGACAAAUGAAUUGGCCUGGAGUUGAGAUGUGGGAGGGGCUUGUCUGUGAAGUUACUGUAUCACACUUGAAUCAUUUUUCUUACUGACUACUCUUGUAUGAAACUUUCCAAUAAAGUGAUUUCAGAUGUA